AUGGCGGGUUCGAAUCUUUUCGUUACUGUUCUUUCAAUUCCUCUUCUUCUUUUCACCGUUUUUGGAAAUUUUCUUGUUAUAAUAGUCAUCCGCAAGUGCAAGAAAAUUUUGAACGCAAAUACCUAUCUUAUAUUCCACCUUGCAUGGUCUGAUUUGUUUUUUGCUCUGACCACUUUCGCGGAGACGAUUCUCGUCUCUCUUGAAGUUCCUUACUCCUCUUUCCAAUUCCUUUUUAACGCUUUAUUUUCAAGUUAUACUCUUGUUGUCCUAGCGAUUGAGAGGUACUAUGCAAUUCUGAAACCUUUCGUGCACAUGAAAAAGGUGGAUGUGUGUUUAACGCGGAAAGUUUGUACCGCGCUGUGGGUCUUGGUUGGUGUCUUAACUGCGGCAGGAUUUGUUAUCGAAUCAUUUGAAAAUAGGUACAAGUAUUCUGGGUUUGUUAAUGGUUCGAUGAACACCUCAAGAGAUCUUCCUCCUGUCCUCGAAACCAUUAAUAUUACCUUCGUAUUUGUUGUUUUUGUAAUCGGUCUCGUAAUACCAAGUACUGUUAUGAUCCUGUGUUAUUCACAUGUGAUUUAUCAUGUGUGGUUCAGCGCUGAAGACAAAGCAACGAAUGCUGCUCUAUUCAAAUCGCGCCGUAAACUGACCAAACUUUUUAUCAUCGUAACCAUGAUAUUCAUAAUUACUUGGACUCCAACAUAUGGCAGGCUAAUCGUCAAGGAGUUUGUGAACCAUGAAACGACAAAGAAGUCCUAUCAACUUGUUUCCAUGCUGCUUGCCCUGAUUGGUUCAGCGGCAAAUCCUGCCAUUUAUUCGUUUCGUUGUCCAAGAUUUCGCCAGGAAGCUGUUAAAACGUUAUCAUGUUGUUGCUGUAAAAUGAGAAGACGCCGGUCAAAGGGGCGAAGUGGUAACAGAGUGUUUGUGACCAGUGGCCGCUGUAUGACUGAGACACAACACAAUACA
This is a messenger RNA of Pocillopora meandrina, 963 nucleotides long. Lineage: Eukaryota; Metazoa; Cnidaria; Anthozoa; Scleractinia; Pocilloporidae. The record is from the annotation of a GenBank genome assembly.